UUCAAAGGCAGUAGAGAUGCUCAGAAUGACGGAAAAAUCAACCUCGCCUCCACUAUACCCGGUUAUCUCGGAACACAGAGAAGGCUUGACUACUGAAGCGCAUGACUGGACCAUGGUACAAGCAAAAUCGUUGGUGGAAGGCCAAACUGUGAUAACAAUUGAUGGUUCUCUACCGAUAGAAGUAGCAUGUGAAACUUUGCUUAAUAACAACAUCUCUUCUGCGCCUGUUUAUGACUCUACACCUGCCACAAGCACCGCUAUUGAUCACCCUAGAUCAUAUAUUGGCAUGUUCGACUAUGGUGAUCUCAUCUCGUACAUAUUGAUUGUCUUGCGGAAAGAGUUCCCUCCUGAAGACGAGUCAACAAUUGAAAUCAAAGAAUUAAUCAGAAAGGCUAUGGGUGGUGAGCAAGUACCCGUAAAGCUUGCAAGUGAUCUUUCCCGCAAGAACCCAUUCUGCUCAGUCUUGCCGGAAGCAACACUGAUUUCUGUCCUUGACGAGUUUUCCUGCGGAACACACAGAGUUGCCGUGACCCUUCCCAGUGGUGAACUUAUGGGUAUCCUGUCGCAGUCCAGAGUCAUCGAAUAUUUGUAUAGGAAUAUCAAGCAUUUCCCAGAAUUACAUCGUGUUGCAAGCAAAUCCUUACGACAACUGCAAUUAGGAGAGGCGCCAGUCAUAUCUAUAGACUCAGAAUCCAUAGUGUUGGAUGCAUUGAGCUUAAUGAACAAACACGGUGUCUCAUCAUUAGCUGUCAUUGGACCUACCAAUUCACUUGUUGGUAACAUAUCUCUAACCGAUGUCAAGCAUAUUAUUAAAAAUCAGCAAAAGCUGCUUUGGAACUCGUGUUUCCAUUUCAUCAACAACAUUCGAAUUUCUCAAGGUGUCAUUGAUGGACAGGGCGACCAGGAUCGACACCCUGUAUUUGACGUAAAAUUGGAUACAACUUUAUUGAUGACGAUGGGAAAACUAGUAGCUACAAAGGCACAUCGACUUUGGGUGACGGAUGAAGCGGACGUGGUAAUUGGACUAGUAUCCCUUACGGAUUUGCUACGAGCCAUUUUAAAUAAUACGGUCAAUCAGCAGUAGCUUCAUUAUUGCAAUGAAUAAUACAAUGAACUACUUUUUGUGUUGUGUGUUCCAUGAUGUGCUAUUGUUAGGUAAGGGCUUUCCUCGCCAAGAUGGACGAGCGGAGAUUCAAAAGGUGACACAGUCAUGACCUUUUAUAAAAAAAAAGCGAUCGGAAUGGGCCCCCCAAUCUUUACAUCUUUGUCAGCCAAACGAUCUUUGGUCCGAUCACUUUGCUGAACGUUAUGGGUAGCAGCGAUCUUGACAGGUAAGGCGAUUA
This is a messenger RNA of Umbelopsis ramanniana AG, 1343 nucleotides long. RefSeq lists its product as uncharacterized. Gene Ontology annotation, molecular function: protein serine/threonine phosphatase inhibitor activity. The transcript is spliced from 9 exons. The coding region runs from base 17 to 1084 and encodes 355 amino acids. Lineage: Eukaryota; Fungi; Mucoromycota; Umbelopsidomycetes; Umbelopsidales; Umbelopsidaceae. The record is from RefSeq and is a predicted model, not a curated record.